AUAAAUCCUAAAUACUCGCUCCAGACUGAGCAGUACUGUCUGUCUGUCGCUUGCUCUGCGCAUGCGCCGGUCAUGAGGUUGUGGAGUGAAGAGAAAGCGCUCGUGCAACAGUUUGAAUGGCAUUAGUCAUCAGCGCAUCUGAAUCAAUGAUGGGAGACUGGAGCAGUGUUCGCAACCGAACAGGUCAGUGCGCUCCGCCGCUGUCUCCGGUCAUCGGGACUCUGAAGCUGGUGUCCGGCGACGGCACUAGCGUGGGCAGCGUGAUGAGCCUGCAGUGCCCGAGCAGACACCGCGCGGUCAGCGGCACUCAGAUGGCCUGCGUGUGGAGCAGUAACAACACGCGCUGGAGCGGAGGAACACCCGAGUGCAGACCUUUGUCUCGGUUCGAGGACGAGGGCUUUCGUUUAGCUCUUCUCAUGUCCUUCAUCAGUGCCGCCAUCAUUCUCUUGAUGAGCAUCAUCUUCAUCACUUCCUGUCUGGUGAAACAUGUGAAGCGAGAGGAGAGGAGAAAGAUGGAGAGGGCAAGAAAAAAUGGGGCAUCUGAGUUUUGGCAACCAACAGACGUUGAGCGAGUGGAGCUGCAGAGAGAGGCGUUACACAACCACAAAACCACAAACAACAACAACAACAACAACUACACACAGCACACAGACACACACAGAACCACAGACAACCAGAUCUACACCGGCAGUGACCCGCGCACUCCCUGCAGGUGUCUUCAUCAAGGGAAGCCCUAUCCUCAGAUCAUCCAUCCGUCUCAGUUCUCUCUGAUCCUCAAUCCUCCCACUGACUGCCUGAUGAACACACACAUCGGCCCUGUAGAAGCACACUGCGACAGCGCUGCGGGGGACACACACUUCUGCAGGCCGCUUCUGCAAGAUCCGGUCUGGAGCAGACAGCACCUGUUUAACCCACCGGUCCACAUCAUAUGAGCACGUGCUCCACGUGCUGAAGACUAUGGAGGACUUUGUGUAAUAAUGAUGCAAACUGGGACUAGUCGUGAAAGAGACGAGUCCUCAGCUGAGAAGCUGAACUUUUUCUCAUGUGUUGUAUGUUGUUUUUUAAAAUAAUUCUGUUGUACACUGUAUUGAAUUGUUAUUGCACUUAACAUGCUAUUCUACUUGACUCUGGCCACAGCAUGGGUAUUUAGUAAAAGUAUGCAGUACAGUACACAAUGGGCAGCAAUAAAUGUUUUAAUUAGAUGCAUACUAAAAUAUUAUAGCAUAACACCAUUACCUGCCACAUUACUGAAUGUUUACCGUUUGCUCUUUCCCUUAAAGAGCUAUAUGAAGAAUUCAGAAACCCUUGUUAUUAGCGACACUAGUGGCUGUUAAGUGAAUUGCAGCCAGCAACUUAUUGCUCGUGCUCGCACUCGUGCACACGCGACUGAACGUGAUUCAGUGACCCAAAACAGCGUUACGAAAUCAUCAGAUUAUAACGAUGUGGAUAUGUUUGCACCAGCUCUGAGAUUCACCGGCAUCAUGUCGACAGAUGAGGUCAUUAAAAUUACACAGUUAUAAAAGUUUGGUUAUAAAGUAUAUUUGAUCUGACUAUGUGAGACUAUAGCAUGAAAGACUGACAUUACAGUACAGAAUUGUACAAGCAUUCAUUCAUUAAUGUGUCAUUGAACGGAAGAGAGGCUCUCGGGAGCGCGCGUAACCGUCACGCCCUUUUGAUUUUCCCGGCAAAAACGUCCCGAGUCCUUCACAUAAAAAUCAGUCUACAGGCUUUCAUAGACAACCUAGGAAGUCAGGGAAGGUCUUGUUUUUUAAGUUUCGUUACAAGCGGUUCACACAUUGGCAAUAAAAAAGUGAUUAAUACAUGUAAAUUCUUACAUAGAGCCCCUUUAAAUUUAAGAAUGUAGAUUUUGCGGGGCUCAAAUGAGUUGAGAAUAGUCCAAACAAAGACAGAUUGAUAUACGCACGACAACACUGCUGUGAAGGGCAUUACUGCUCAACAUACUGUUUUAUUACUCUCCAUAAGUCAAGACUUUUUAAAAGUGAUUCUUUUUACUUGUCUUUUACUACAAAAAUAUUCAAAAUAACCAACACAGAAUUCUCAAUUUACUCAGUAUAAGGAUAUCGAAAAAUCUGAAGCAUGGGUUUACUGGAUGCAAACUUGAAAUAAUAUAACCUAAUGGAGGAAAAAAAGGUCAAACAACAGCCUACAUUUUUAUAAACUUUCAGUGAACAAGUCUGUAAAAAACAGUUCUGUUGUACUCAAAAACUAAAAACCAAAGCAAUAAGAUUCAAAAUGUGGAAAUUAUCAAAUUAUCCUAUGACUUUUUGAGCAAGUGUUAAGCAACUGUAAAUAUCCCUAUACAAAAGCAGCACUUAAAACAAUAUUACAAUCCAAAACGCUUUUUUGGUACUUUUUGUUCUGUCGCUAGUGUUGGUGCCUCUGAGAAUAAUGAGCAAAUAAUAAACCUGAAUGUAAUGCUAACGUUGCACUCCGAGUUCCUUUCAAAUGUUGUGCAGUAAUAUAGCUUUUUGGUCUUUCUUUUCAAAUGGAUUCACUGGCCGACAGCGCCACCUGUGGGUCUUUGUUUUGUCUGCACCUGUUUUAUAAAAUUCUAAAUAAUAUAUUAUUAA
Molecule: messenger RNA, 2591 nt
Organism: Ctenopharyngodon idella (grass carp)
Lineage: Eukaryota; Metazoa; Chordata; Actinopteri; Cypriniformes; Xenocyprididae
Gene: susd3
Product: sushi domain-containing protein 3
Exons: 5
Coding region: 117-932 (271 amino acids)
Cellular component (GO): plasma membrane
Source: RefSeq, a predicted model, not a curated record